ACGCAGGCGGACGAUGCCAGCGGCAUACACUUCUCUGCAGGCAAUGGCAAAUCGCGCCUGGGACUCGGCUCCUCGCCCAGCCUGGUUAGUGUCUCGGGUACUCUGUCGCGGGUGAACACUGUGGCCUCGGCACUGAAGCGCCUGCUCAGUCGCGACGAAAGCCGUCCGAGCUCCGCUACGCCCAGUGACGAUCCGGGCAAGUACCGUUUCCCGAACAGCGCCAGCACUGCCAGCUUGACAGGGGCCAACGUUGGCUCAUCGGCCGUGAAGCCGGCGGGCAGCAUGCGCAUCACCCAGCAGGUCAUCGAGGAGGUGGACGAGCAAGCGACCAUCACUUCCACACGCCCCCACGAUACACGCCCCAAUGUCAAGGACAUAUUCUCGCCAACCACCGGCGACCCACAGCAGCAGCCAGGCGGCCAGCCUCUGCAACCGCCACCGCCUGCAAGCAGACCCGGUGAGCUGCCGGCGCGCUCCCAGCCAGUGGACAUACCCAGGCGAUCGCCUCAAUACGAGCGCGCUUACUCGCAGUAUGAGCCGACGGCAUCGCUCUUCCCGCCCGGAGGCGUGGACGCACUGCUGAGCACCUCGGCGCCGGCCGGAGACGGUCCCUCGCUCUUGGCAGGAGACACGGCACCCAGCUCGCCCCAGGGCGACAGCAGCAAAUCCUUGUUUGAGCCCAACAGGGCUGCCAGCCGCGAGACAGCGAGUGAGAGACCCGAUGCACCGCAGUACUUCCGGUGGUUCGUGACGCCCGUCGAAAAUCUCGACGUCAAAGCAUCGGCCGAUGUUUUGGCCAAUACAGCUGCCGAGCCCCCGCCAGACGCUGGCGAUGACUUCGAAAAACUACGAGCUGCUCGCGAAAAGGAGAAGCUGGUGCGCCAGCAAAUGAACUUGGCGCGGACGAUUAGCACCGCCCCGGGCGUGGAUGCCUCCGGAGUGCCAGUUGUGGUGCCAGUAGCACUAGUGGCACCACCCGCGGCUCAGCCGGCCGCCCCCACCCCGUUGAGAACAGUGCCCUCCAACGCUGACCUGCUCGCCGGCACUGAUCCAGUGACCAAUUCGACCAUCAAGUCCGAGGAUGCCACCACAGGAAGUUGAACUGACAGUCAGAGUUUCACAAUUGGGCGUACUACAUGGGGAGUACGUCGCCUGUGCUGUAUACUUUUGCAAACUACCCUUAAGUUGAUUACUUAGCGUUAGUUAAUUUAUCUAAGCUGCUAAACUUAAUACCUUAACAAGCACAAAAAAAAGAAAAGCAGAAAUAGAAACAGAUUAAGAAUGCUCAUAACGUUAAAACGAUCUUGAGUGAAAGUGGACCCAUUUAGCGCAGUUAAUAGAAUAUAACUAUUAUUUAUCAAUAAGUCAACAGUGAUUUGAAUCUAUACAAUAAUAUAAGUUUUUCUAAAUGGCCAA
Drosophila navojoa is the source of this 1416-nucleotide messenger RNA. RefSeq names its product bestrophin 1 (gene Best1). NCBI's taxonomy places the organism in Eukaryota, Metazoa, Arthropoda, Insecta, Diptera, Drosophilidae. The record is from RefSeq and is a predicted model, not a curated record. Gene Ontology annotation, molecular function: chloride channel activity.